AUGGGCAUUAAGCGUGAGCAGCUCUGGAUUACUUCCAAACUUUGGAAUGAUCAGCACAGACCAGAGCAAGUCGAGCCAGCUUGCAGAAAGACACUUAAAGAUCUCGGCAUUGACUAUUUAGAUCUUUACCUCAUCCACUGGCCAUCUCAGUUCAAUGCUCCAGAUAAAAUUGAAACUGAAGGUUUCUUCGAGAACAAGACAUCAAUUGUUGACACAUGGAAGGCCAUGGAGAAGCUUGUUGACCUCGGUCUUACAAAGCGCGUUGGCGUUUCUAACUUUACAAUCAAUAUGCUUGAACGUCUCAAGCAUUCUGAUGCAAAGCUUAUUCCUUACACAAACCAAUGCGAGUUCCACCUUUACCAUCAGCAAGGACCACUUCGUAAGUACUGUCAUGAAGAAGGAAUUAUCUUCACAGGCUAUUCUACACUUGGAACAGCUGAUUCUGCCACACCAGAUCUUCCAGUUCUUCUUAAGGAUGAAGAGCUUGUUAAGGUUGCUUCUGAAACAGGAAAAACAGUUGGCGAAGUUGAACUCAAGUUCCUCUUAACAAUCGAACCAGGAGCUUCACUUCUCGCUAAGUCUGUUACUCCAGAACGUAUUUACAAGAACAAUCACCUUGAUUUCGAACUUACAAAGGAUCAAGUUGAGAGAUUAAGAAGAAGAGAAAGAGCUUUCAGAUACUGCGACCCAAGAAGAUUCUGGAAAGGUGAUAUUUAUGGCGAUGGUUACUAA
Molecule: messenger RNA, 732 nt
Organism: Trichomonas vaginalis G3
Lineage: Eukaryota; Parabasalia; Trichomonadida; Trichomonadidae
Product: oxidoreductase protein
Exons: 1
Coding region: 1-732 (243 amino acids)
Cellular component (GO): cytosol
Molecular function (GO): aldose reductase (NADPH) activity
Source: RefSeq, a predicted model, not a curated record